GCCCGAGCCCUACUUAAAGAACACAAACUCUCAGUCAGAAAAACACUCUCUCUUUCUCUCACACACUACAGAUAACGAAUCUACUAAAACACUCUCCCUACUUUCUGUCUCUGUGGAACCCAUCUGAAGAUCAGGAUGCUUUGCUGUAGAGUGUGUGUCCUGGCUGUGCUGUUAUCUAUCCUCAUCCUCACACUCAUCCCCUCCACACAAUCAGAUUGCUGUCUGAAGUACACUCGGCGUCCAGUGCCAUGCAGACGGCUGAAAGACUACACUUACCAGACCAUUACCUCUUCCUGUGACAUCCAUGCUGUCGUCUUCCACACCCGGAGGGACAAGUUUGUGUGUGCCGACCCCUCUCAAGACUGGACCAAGAAGGUACAACGCUGUCUGCUCAAGCGUCAGGAGAGGAAAUCUAAACUGAAGAAAAUUCUCUGAUCUCAAGACCUCAUGACCUGGAGAUGAUUUAUGUGUGUGUGUGUGUGUGUGUGUGUGUGUGUGUGUGUGUGUGUGUGUGUGUGUGUGUGUGUGUGUGUGUGUGUGUGUGUGUGUGUGUGUGUGUGUGUGUGUGUGUGUGUGUGUGUGUUAUUUACCCUAUUUAUGCUUUACAAACAGCUAAAUAUCUCAAUAUGCAUAGAGUCACUGUUUCAGGAUGGUUCGUUUUUUAACCUGAGAUUUCUGUAUUCAUACAAAUCAUUUAAUAUCUGUGGUUAUUAUUGUUCAUCAUAUCUGUAUUGAUUCUGAAGGUGUUUGAGUUUCAUAUCAGUUUGUGUGUAACUCUAUGUAUCAAUGUUGUAGGUCUGUUUCAUAAACAGCAAGUGCAGUAUUCCUGAUAAACAUGAAAACAUCUGUUUUCACAGAGUACCACAAAAUAUUUUUGUGUUGUUUCAUAUCCUCUGUCCAAUUGGAGCCAGAGAAAACCUUUUUAAUUUUGGCUUUUCAAAGUGUCCAAAUGUAUGUUUGAGUUUUCCUGAGGUGUACUGGGUUGUUUAAGCUAAGAGCUAUGAAAUAGAUAAUAAAAUAUGUACUUGAAAAAAAA
This is a messenger RNA of Oncorhynchus mykiss (rainbow trout), 1036 nucleotides long. Its product is annotated as C-C motif chemokine 20. Lineage: Eukaryota; Metazoa; Chordata; Actinopteri; Salmoniformes; Salmonidae. Gene Ontology annotation, biological process: immune response. Gene Ontology annotation, cellular component: extracellular region. The record is from RefSeq and is a predicted model, not a curated record. Gene Ontology annotation, molecular function: chemokine activity.